GGUGCCGUGGCCAGGCGGGCUGGGAUAAAAGCGGCGAGGAGGAGGGAGCCCUCGCAGCCAGUGCCUUGCACCUGGAGCAGGAGCCAUAGGCUGAGCAGAGCCCGCCAAGACCAUGUGGAUGCCCAGGCUGCUGGUCGCCAGCCUGCUCUGGGGGGCCCUCGCCUCCACCCACACCAAACUCAACGAAGUCCAGCUCGGCAACGGCCAGAGCUGCCCGGCGCCCAGGUGGAUCGAGCACGGGAAGGUGGAGCACCUGGCCCGCUACCAGUGCGACCCCUACUACCGGCUGCGCAGCCGCGGUGACGGCCUGUACCGAUGUAGCCAGCAGCACGUGUGGUUGAAUGAAGCAGCCGGAGAGGAGCUGCCCAUUUGUGAGCCAGUGUGUGGGAAGCCCAAGAACCCGGCCAGACAGGUGCAGCGCAUCAUUGGGGGCAUGAUGGCAGCCAAGGACAGCUUCCCCUGGCAGGGCCGGCUGCUGAGCCGGCACAACCACACUGCGGGGGCCACGCUCAUCAGCGACCAGUGGCUGCUGACGACAGGCAGGAACCUCUACCUGGGCCACAGUGAGAACAGCACACUGGAUGAAAUCGCUCCCACCCUGCAGCUCUUUCUUGGCAGGGAGACGCCUGCCGGGGCUGUCGAGCGCAUUGUCCUGCACCCUGAGUUCCCGGGGGCUGUGGACCUGGCCCUGCUCAAGCUCAAGCACAAGGUGCCCGUUGGAGAGGCCAUCAUGCCCAUUUGCCUGGCCCAGAAGGACUAUGCAAAGGUGGGGAGGGUGGGCUUUGUCUCUGGCUGGGGCUGGAACACCCUCCUGGAGCACCCAAAGCACCUCAAGUACGUCAUGCUGCCUGUGGCCGACAGCGGCAGCUGCCAGGCGUACUACCAGACACACGCCUGGCAGCCACUGCUGAACAGCCACACCUUCUGCGUCGGCAUGAGCGAGCUGCACGAGUCCACCUGCCUCGGGGACGCCGGCAGCGCCUUUGCCAUCCACGACCCUGAGGACGACACCUGGUACGCGGCCGGGAUCCUCAGCUUUGACCGCAGCUGCUCAGCUGCCAAGUACGGCGUCUAUGUGCGGAUGCUCAGUGUCUUGGACUGGAUCAAGGAGACCAUGGCGGCACACUGAACCCGGGCUGGGCCCCAGCCCCUGGACGCAGCCCUGAGCAAUAAAACCCCUUCCUCAC
Chelonia mydas (Green sea turtle) is the source of this 1187-nucleotide messenger RNA. RefSeq names its product haptoglobin. Gene Ontology annotation, molecular function: serine-type endopeptidase activity; hemoglobin binding. The transcript has 5 exons. Gene Ontology annotation, biological process: proteolysis; acute inflammatory response. Gene Ontology annotation, cellular component: extracellular region. Lineage: Eukaryota; Metazoa; Chordata; Testudines; Cheloniidae. The record is from RefSeq and is a predicted model, not a curated record. Bases 113 to 1129 code for a protein of 338 amino acids.